This is a messenger RNA of Cadophora gregata, 876 nucleotides long. RefSeq lists its product as uncharacterized. The record is from RefSeq and is a predicted model, not a curated record. Gene Ontology annotation, molecular function: S-adenosylmethionine-dependent methyltransferase activity. The transcript has 2 exons. Lineage: Eukaryota; Fungi; Ascomycota; Leotiomycetes; Helotiales; Ploettnerulaceae. Bases 1 to 876 code for a protein of 291 amino acids.
AUGGCGCCAGCUCAGUGGCCAGAAACACCCUUCAUCCCCAAGCAAGCUCAACCCAAGAGCGCAGAGCUCUUUGAACGCAUAAUCGGCAACUCAUCUGAAAUUGUGGCGCAGCAUAUCCUCAGUAGCCGCCUCCCACUAAUUCCUGCAAAUUCUGUAAUUCACGAUAACGGCUGCGGCACCCUUCAAGUAACCAGUGAAAUAUUCACACCCACAGCCAGCAACCCCUCCCCACCACCCAACAUCACAAUCCACGCCACAGACUCCAAUGUCUACCAAAUCUCCGCCGCGUCGGCAAAGGCCCUCUCCAAUAAUUGGCCUGUUCAAACAGCCGUUAUGAAAGCCCAGGAACUCACAUUCCCCUCGGACUUUUUCACACACUCCUUCACCAACUUCGUCAUCAUGGGACUCACCAACCGGCCCCUCGCAGCACAACAAAUAUACCGUACGCUCAAACCAGGGGGCGCAGCCGUUGUAGUGACAUGGGCAUAUAUGCCACACGAUAUCCCUCUUAAGAAAGCGCAUCUCGCUACGCGAAGCCAGGAUAAGGAAUUGAGGAUUCAGUGGGGUGGCGAUUUAUUGCUGGAGAGUACGUUGAGAGAUUUUUAUAGGGAUGGAGGGUUUCAGGAUGAGAAGGUUGAUAUCAGACCCUUCGAGCUGUGGCUUGAAGCUAAGGAUUUGAGAGCUUGGGCAGAGGGGUUGUGGAGCUUCCUUGGGGAUACGGAGGAAGGGUGGAGUAAGGAGGAUGAGGAGAGAUGGGAGGAGGCGAUUCAGAUUGUUGUUGAGGAGGUGGAGAAGGAGGAGGCUUAUGUGAGAAAUGUGAAUGAAAAGGGUGGGAAGUUGAGAUUUAUUGCCCAUGUUGGAUUGGCGACGAAGUAG